Messenger RNA from Prorocentrum cordatum, 444 nucleotides. The record is from the annotation of a GenBank genome assembly. NCBI's taxonomy places the organism in Eukaryota, Dinophyceae, Prorocentrales, Prorocentraceae.
AUGGGUGGCACGAACAGCAAGAAGGGUGCUGGGAAGACGGCCAGUGAGGACCAUGUCAAGGAGCACAUCACGGGCUCCCGGGGCGUCACCCCAGUAGGCAUGCACCGGAACCGAUCAGAGCACCGAGGCGCUGGGCACCGCAACGAGAGCGCGACGCUGGUGCACUCGGUGCACGGCAGGCGCCGCAGGAGCACCACCGACCGGCCGCCCAGGGACGGCGGCGCGCCCGCCGACGAGCGCUCGCGCGGCGAGGGCGAGCGGGGGCCUGCUGGCGCGACCUCGCACGGCGCCGCGCACGGCGGCGGCGGUGGCCCUGGAGGACGGAACUGUCACGGCGACUUCCACGAGCGUUCUGGCCACGGCCACCACCGCAUUCGCCUCGAGCACGUCCUCCUCGUUCACGAGCACGUCAUCCGACAUCGUGGUGUCUCCAUUGGACGAUGA